AUGUCGGCCAAACCAACACUCAAGCUGUCGACCCCGGUCACAGCAAACUUUCCCAGCUGUUCGCGGUCUGACUCGGAGCCACUUCGUUCAGCUGUGUCGCUGCCAUCUGCUAUCCCCUUAGGCACUCCAUUGUCGACCGUUUCGCGGUCACCGGCCUUUCGCGACCCUAUUAUCCACUCUGCUGGCCUUCCUUCUGCUGGCCUUCCCUCGGCCAACCCACUCAGUGCUACGCUCAAGUGGGAACAGGAGUUGCAGAAGACUCCUAUCACGCCGCCUCUGGCCUAUCUAGAUUUUCUUAAGACUGUGCCACUUGCGUCACCAAGCCUUGCGUCACCACCACUUCCGGCGAAGCCACCACUAAACCGGACAAGUACCGUCAGCACUACUUCGAGCAACCAGAGCAAUGAGAGCUUUGGGUCAACAGAAUCUGAGGACCCUUCAGCCCGGGAUAACGACGACGACACUAUAAGCUCGCCCUCGACAACUGCAUCUGAUUUCAGCUGUGAGUGCGAUGAAGCCAAGGUAAAGGAAGAGGAGGACGAGACGAACUCGACCAUAAAUAGUCCUAAGGCCGAUUCCAAAGGGACAAGUCGACCGAAUCCUUCCCGCUGCGGUCCGACACUUCCCUUGUCUGCACCACCCAUAGGCCCAUCAGGAUUACCAAGUAUGAGACUUCCCGUGUCGCCUGCCGUUUCAACUUCGAUCCUCCAUUCACCAAGGACUCCCCUCACGUCGACAUCGGUGAGGCCAGUGUUUGACUGGGAGGCGGCGCUCAAGUUGAGGAAAAUGAGCGAAAUCUCUGGCACGAAACGUCCCGCAGAUUCGGACGCACCAAGUGCUAAUACCUCCCCAAGCACGCCGGCUUCCGCAUCCUGCUUCGGGCCUGCUUGGAAGGAUUCGAAGGGCACAACGAUCAGGCAUAUUCGUGAAGUUGUCACGCGGACGGUAACAUAUCACACUCCACGAAUGGGCCCGGCGCCAAAGGGGAAACGGAGAAAGAUCGAUGCCGAAACGGCCGUCAAGUCCUGA
Messenger RNA from Thermochaetoides thermophila DSM 1495, 1029 nucleotides. RefSeq lists its product as uncharacterized. The record is from RefSeq and is a predicted model, not a curated record. NCBI's taxonomy places the organism in Eukaryota, Fungi, Ascomycota, Sordariomycetes, Sordariales, Chaetomiaceae. The transcript has a single exon. The coding region runs from base 1 to 1029 and encodes 342 amino acids.